This is a messenger RNA of Drosophila teissieri, 834 nucleotides long. Its product is annotated as serine protease grass. The coding region runs from base 7 to 834 and encodes 275 amino acids. The record is from RefSeq and is a predicted model, not a curated record. The transcript has 4 exons. Gene Ontology annotation, molecular function: serine-type endopeptidase activity. Lineage: Eukaryota; Metazoa; Arthropoda; Insecta; Diptera; Drosophilidae. Gene Ontology annotation, biological process: proteolysis.
UACGCAAUGUGCUGGAUUUUGCUGCUGGGUUGCCUUUUUUCGUGGCACCCACAUGCUACUGCCCAGUUUCUGGAGCCCAACUGCGGAUAUCUGUCACCGGAGGCGCUCCAAAAUCAGGGGCACAAGGCGCACAUAUCGGAGAGUCCUUGGAUGGCUUACUUGCACCACUUUGGCGAGUUUGUAUGUGGCGGCACUCUCAUAAACCCUCGAUUCAUCCUGACAGCCGCACAUUGCAUAAGCAAGGAUCAAAACUUGACCGUGCGACUCGGCGAGUUCAAUAGCUUGACUAGUGUUGACUGCAACGGCUCCGAUUGCAAUCCACCUGCAGAAGAUUUUCAAAUAGACCUGGCCUUCAGGCAUGGGGACUACUCCAGAAUCAGUAGGAUCCACGACAUUGGCAUUCUCCGACUGGCCAAGUCGGUGUUGUACAAAGUUCACAUCAAACCGAUAUGCCUGACUACGAACACUACCCUUCGGCUGCAGCUUGAAAGGCGCCACAGGCUGGUGGCCAGUGGCUGGGGUCGCAGUCCAUCUGAAUCCGCAAACCACAUGCUCAAGUCCAUUCGGGUGACCAGAGUGGCGUGGAGUGUGUGCAGCAACACGUACAGGGUUGGCCGCCAAGUGGGUCAGAUCUGCGUGAGUCACGAGUCCGGAGCGUCGUGCAGCGGCGACUCCGGAGGACCAAUGGGCCACGCGGUUCGCCACGACGGCCGAGUGCUCUUCGUUCAGGUCGGAAUCGUCAGCUAUGGCAACUGGGAGUGCUUAAGUCCCAGUGUUUUCACGGAUGUGAUGGAACACAUCGAUUGGAUCGUUGGGGUCGUUGAGAGCUAUUAA